Molecule: messenger RNA, 7226 nt
Organism: Mya arenaria
Lineage: Eukaryota; Metazoa; Mollusca; Bivalvia; Myida; Myidae
Product: tumor protein 63-like
Exons: 14
Coding region: 529-2550 (673 amino acids)
Biological process (GO): regulation of transcription by RNA polymerase II; apoptotic process; protein tetramerization
Cellular component (GO): nucleus
Molecular function (GO): DNA-binding transcription factor activity, RNA polymerase II-specific; protein binding; RNA polymerase II cis-regulatory region sequence-specific DNA binding
Source: RefSeq, a predicted model, not a curated record
UUUAAAGCAAUAAUUUUUUGAUGCUUCGUUACCUAUAACGGGAAAAUUUAAAUUCAAAUUUCUUUAUUACAUUCAGUAUAUUUUGUGAAAAUAAGGAUACAGCUAACUUACCAGAAAACACACCAAGGUGCUGAAAUAACCUAGGAAAUGCGAGAUGAGACUAUUCUAUUGCUGUGUUCUAAUCAAAGAAAACGUUGUGAUUGAUAAUCUCCAACUAAAUCAAAAGCUUACCGAAACUGAUGUCAUAUAAAUACUCAUUGCAAGAUAUUUAGAGAUUGAAAAACCUUUUAAACAGAUUAUUCAAAUUGUUUGGGAUAUUUCUUAGUUUUAAUUUACAUCCACUUGUAUAUCCAAGACAAUGGUGAAAGUAACAUUUUCAUUACAUGACUAAGACAGUUAAAGAAUCAUCAAAAGUGAAUUUUGAAACAUUAUGAACUGGUUCUCCACCAAAGAACCUUACAUUAUAUCAAAAUAAAUCCUACUUAUUUUUUAAACAUAUUAAAUCAAAAUAUUUCACAUCAACAACCCAUGAUGCCUGCUCAGAUGACAACCAGUAACACACCGACCACGCCCCAAAUGCCGGUGACCACGCCAAUCCCAUUAUUCCGUCCUCCCUUGCCGAAGUCACUCCCACUACAGAGACCAAUGAACAGGCCGUAUAACCCUGCAUGCCGAUUUGGUAAUAUGAGCCACGAGGCUCUGCAUAAAAUGAGCCAAGUUGCCAUACACGGAACACCCCCCAACCAGCCAAUGAGUCAAGAAACUUUCGAAUACCUGUGGCAUACGCUGGAGGAAGUGACCGAUAAUGUUGAUUAUACCCAUAUCAACACCCGGGAACUGGAUUACUCCUAUGAUGACAGUGAGGAUGGUACCUCAUUGCAAGUUGAGAAAUUCCGAAUAAACCAACACCACACUGAUGUUUCAGAUCUUUUGAACCCCAUCAUCGGCACCACAUCAUCGUCCUCCAUGUCGCCAGACUCACAGACGAACAUCAGUGGAUCAACAGCAUCAAGCCCAUACCAAGAAAUGGCCCUCACAAGCCCGCCACCAUACAGUCCCCAUACAAAUCUGACCUCGCCCAUUCCUACAGUUCCAUCAAACACAAACUACCCAGGGGACUAUGGGUUCGAAAUCAGCUUCGCUACCCCAUCAAAGGAAACCAAAUCUACCACAUGGACGUACUCAGAUAUUCUCAAAAAAUUGUAUGUCCGUAUGGCCACCACAUGCCCCGUUCGCUUCAAGACUCUCCGUCAGCCACCACCAGGUUGUGUUAUACGAUCCAUGCCAAUCUUCAUGAAACCCGAACAUGUACAAGAGGCUGUGAAGCGUUGUCCAAAUCACGCUACUUCAAAAGAAUUCAAUGAGAAUCAUCCAGCCCCAAAUCACCUUGUCCGCUGUGAGCACAAGGUAUCCAAGUAUGUCGAGGACCCUUACACAAAUCGACAGUCAGUGCUCAUUCCUCAGGAAACACCCCAGGCCGGCUCUGAGUGGGUCACCAAUCUCUUCCAGUUCAUGUGUCUUGGAUCAUGCGUCGGAGGACCAAAUAGAAGACCUUUACAGAUUGUCUUCACACUUGAAAAAGACAAUCAAGUACUGGGACGUCGCUGUGUGGAAGUUAGAAUCUGUGCAUGCCCGGGUCGUGACCGUAAAGCCGACGAGCGAGGAAGUCUGCCCCCGAUGGUCAGCGGAGGAGUGAAGAAGAGUCAGAUGCCCAAAUUUUCCAUGGGAACAGAGAUCACCACAGUUUCAUCAGGAAAGAAGAGAAAGUUUGAAGACGAUGAGCAGACGUUCACUCUGACUGUACGAGGGCGAGAAAAUUAUGAUAUGCUCUGUAAGAUCAGAGAUAGCUUAGAAAUCGCCGCACUCCUUCCCCAAAAUCAACUGCAGUCUCUCAAGCAGAAGCAAGUAGAGGUCCAAAGACAGUCCUCUUCCAUCCAGGCAGCAACCAGCUCAGCACGCAUUCCGGCCAUCGCAGCAACGCCAGCAACUACCUAUGUACAACAGGGAGUCACCACUACAUCAUCCGAUGGCAAACAGCUUACAAUGCCGUUCAAUACCCAGGAACUGGUACAAGUGACGAGUUCCGACGUCUCACAUGACGGUGCCGUGCCGCAACCAAUCAAGGAGGAGACCAUUCAAAAUGACAUGCAGGAUAAUAGCGUAUCUACGUGGUUGAAUGCUCUCGGGCUCGGCGCAUACAUUGAUGGAUUCCAUGAGCAGAACCUGUACAGUUUGCUUCAAUUGGAUGACUUUUCACUCGAUGACCUCGCGAAAAUGAAGAUCGGUAACUCCCAUCGGAAUAAGAUUUGGAAAAGUCUUCUUGAACUCCGCAACCAAGGGUUCACCACUGCCGAGUCCCAGGACUCGUUAGCAAAACAAGCUUCAUCAACCUCAACAAUUAGCCUUGCUUCACAGGGAUCCAUUUCCCAGAACAGCACAUACAAUCCUGGCUUCUAUGAAGUUACGAGGUACACAUUUAAGCAUACGAUCAGCUUGACCAAGGAGGAGAGACACGUCCAGACAAGAAGUUCAGCGUCAAAAGCAGAUUAGUGAAAGAGACUAAUGUUGAUGUUUUGUUCAUUGUAUUUUGUUAUGUAGACAAUGUUAUUGUUUGAGGUACUGCUGCAAUUUUUGUUUUUGUUUGUUCAGGUGUAACGUUUUUUAGCAUUUAACAAUUGCGUUCAGAUCAUGAUGGGCAAGUUUUGAAAAAUCGACCUUAGAAGUAAUAUAUCCGACGCUAUAAUGAAAGUAGACCACCAAGCACUUGUACACAACAAGAUUUCAACAUUGUAUACGCUACCAGUGACGAUAUGCACCUGUGUUGCAUGGCCCAUAACUCUUGAUUUAAUCAUUAUUGAGGUUUGGCCCUUGUUUGACCCUCUAACAAGCUAUGGAAUCUUCUUGUGGUAAUCUUGUUUUGGUAUUAAGUUCAUUGAGUAUUAUUUUUAUAUUUUGAUGCAUGUUCUACUAUGGAUUUCACAUUAAGUGUUCAAAAUAAGACCAUGCCAAAUUGUUUCUAUGUUAAGUGUCCGUGGAUGUUUUUGGGCAUCCUGAUUGAAAAAAAAACAACUACACUAUAUGAUCAAAUUUCUUGCCGAAUAUUUUGAAUUUCCGUUUACUAUUACGAAUACAGAACAUUAGUGUUAACAACAUGCUUCAUACUUUGUAUCAGUGUUCUUGGCAUUUGAUAUCAGAAUAUAAUGUAUUCUGUGUGAUUCCCAUAAUCAACACACUUAGAUACAGGUUUAAUUUGAACUCAUUUGGCAGUGGAAAUCCAUCUAACAAUUAAAAAUGGACCAAUGAGUCUCUGGUUUCUAUAUUCUACAUAGGAUAUCACUCAUUUAGUUUUCCUUUUUUCUGGGGUUAGUUUGAUUUUGGAUAGCUAGAUAUGUUUUCGUACUAACGUGGUUGACGCUUAGCAUAAAAAGAAUUUGGUAUGGCCUAAUUCAGAUUUUCUGUUUUUUAAUAGGCUGAACAUGUAUGGUACAUAUAGACAAAUACCUUCAUGAUUAUACUUUGCAUAAAUAAGUGCUCAGUUUCAUUCAUUUAUAGUGUGCAAUUUCAUUUUGUAGAUACAUUAAGUAAAAAGUGAACCAUUACUGAUAACUCGACUCAUCCUAUAAAAAAACACAUUUCAGAGGAUAAAAAUACUUGCUAUACAAACUGUUUGUUAAAAAAAGCACUCGAGCUAUAUGGUUUUCUGUUUGAGGUAUGAUCAAAUUUAGCAGAUACAUUUCAGAUUCUAACAGCUUCAAAAACAAAGUUGGAACGUGCAUGUAGUCUUGAUUAGAAUGGUUUUUCUUGAAUAUUCUGAUUGGAAUGUUAAUAUAACUGUUGCCAUGAAAAUGGUAAACUUUGCUUUACUAUUAAAGGGAUUCUUAAGUGAAAUCAUUAUUUAAAGCUUUCAACUUCAGACUACUGAACACUUGUAAAGAUUGUCAUUUUUGCAUCAAAAAUUGUAGGAACUACCUUGAAAUGAAUAUAAACGACUUUAGAAAACAAAUUCAAAAAGGGUCUAAGCCCCUUUACCCAGCUUGGGGCAUAAAUCCCUCAUACUCAAACAGAUCCCUAGAACUGUGCAUAAUUGAUAGUUGCUCCUACAAGUGACUUGUGGCUAAUGAAGUUCUGAAGGAUCACUGUAUGUAUGAGAAAUGUUUGAUAUGAAAUACCAUGUUAGGAGAAGAUGUGUUUUGGUGAUGUUUAAACAUCCUCGGGUGGUAAAAGAUAUGUUAUAAGAUAAAAGUUGCUAUAUUUUGUAGUUUAAGGAUUUUAAUACUGUUGUUUUAUGUGUAUAAGUAAAUACACCUGGCUGUGUAUUACAUAUUUAUCAUAGUGUAAUGUUUGACUUUGCAGUGUGUAUUUAUUAUUAACCAUAAUAUAUAUUUGUGACUUGUUCGUUUUAUAAAAAUGUUCAUUAUUCGGGAAAUCAUGAGUGCAUCAAAUUGUUUAAUUAUGUGUAAACUUUUUCCCAAGAUUAUUGUGUUCAGAGCUAUGAUGUCACAAACGAAACUUACUAGAUAAUGUGUUCAUAAUUUAUCUAAUAUGCAAGCCAUUAUGUCAUAAUAACAUUUCAUGCAUAGUAGUAUUAGAGUAUUUUUCUGUUUAUGUAAAACAUAAUAUCAUAAUCAUAGUUAAAUUGUAUUGGCCUGUUGGGAUGUGGCUUCAUUUCGUCACCUCCAGAGCAUGGAAGAUACAUGGGGAUUAUUUUGUGCGACGUUGUCGUUGGCAUCACACAGUUGUUGUCAAUUAGGGCUAAAAAAAAAUCAUUUUGUUUGAGUUCCCCGACCCUACCUACGAAUUAGGCACUGACCCUACCAUUUUUAUAGUCAAUUGGUAAAAAAAAAAAACUUUCCUACCUGGUUUUGAAAUGGAUGUAACCCUAACCAAACCAUUUUAUUUUUGGUCUUAACAACUUUUAAAAGACUUGUUUGAGAGUCUACAAACUUGGUAUGCACAUUUAUCAUGGUCAGUAGAAAACCUUGAUUGAUUGUGGGGUCACUGGGUCGAAGGUCAACAUGACCUUUGCACUCCCGGCAGGUGACACAACCAAUUCAAAGAAUUCUAGUAUAAACUUUAAUAUUUCAAUAACAUAAUGCUCAAUUUACAAUGACCUGAAUGUUUGGUAGGAAUAUGAUCUUUUGGCAACCAUUAUCUAAUAAAAAGUGCUGACAAAACGCUUCAUAUUUUUAUUGAGAGCUGUCUAAUUAAUAUUCAGUUUUGUUAUCAAAACCAUUUUGACUCGUCCAUUCAUCAAUUUUUGCCAUAAACAUGUAUUAAAUCACACCCCUUUGGAAUCAGUGUUCAGAAAUUAUUUAGUUGAUAGUUGUUGUCAGUAAAAUUUUAUAGCGCUCUUGAAUUUCUGUUUUGCACUUAAAAAAUAUUGACAGUUGCUUAAUAAUUUGGAGUAUUAAGUAAAGGUAUUAUUUGGUGAUUUUAAUCUUUACUGUUUCUCAACAAAGAAAUUAUGCUCAUUUUAAUAUGUACAUAUAAAUUAAUAGUUUGGUACCAAAUUUCAUUUUUUAACGUCCUGUAUACUGUUAUGCCCUACUCAAAAUAUAAUGUGUUCAGUUUCAUACUUAAGCCCUUUGGAGUCAAAUUUCUUUACUUUUAUAUAUUCUAAGACAUUUUCAACUUUUCAUUUAAAUCAAGACAUAAUCGCAACCAAUUGAAUAAAAUUGGUUAAUUCUUUUGUUUGGUUAAAGUUUGUCAAAGUGUAUAUUGAUUGGUUAAUAUUUAUCCAAUAUUGACUGUUGACCAAUCAAAUCGCUUGCAUGAGAAGACUAGCCAAAAGAUAACCUGUCAAUAAGUUAUCCAGUUAUAUACAAUCGGCGCAGGCAAAUACUAAUCAUGUUACAUUUUGAAAUAAGAUUACUGGUAAUUAAGAGCCCAAUUUCUUGAACUAUCAAGUAUCUUAUUUCAAUUAGCCAAAAUACAUAACUCUGUCUUGAUUAUAUAAACCAAAAAAAAUUGUUUAUCGUGAUUAUCUUGAAUAUAGUUUCCUUUCGAUCUCAAAACUCUUAAAAGGAGAAUAUUAAAUUGUAUGCCAAAUUAAUGUGCUUAACUUAAUUUGGUUUUAAUUGACUUAAGAUUGUUCAAGAAAUGUGGGCCUUAGGUCAAACAAAAAUAAUCCUUUGGUUCUGGUUACAUGCUUUUAAAUGAGGCUAAGUAGUUAUGGAAACCUUUUUAUUUUUGUAAAUUAUAUAUAUCAUUGUGUUGUUAACAUGAAUACAUUUUCCGACAUUAAUGUUUCCAAGAAAGCAACACAAUAUAAGUAAACUGUAUCACCUUAAACAAAUAAAAGUGCCACAUAGUUUCUAAUUAAAAAAAAAUAAAGAAAUAAAAAAUUUGGGAGUUUGGGACUUGAACUUAACGCGGUCGAGUAACCAGAACCACAGUAUUAGUAUUGUAUGGCCUUAUUUUAUCUCUGCAUACUAUCACAGGAACUGAAUGCUCACUGGAUAUAUUAAAUGUAUAAUUUUUUGUAAUGCAAGUUGUAUUAUUUUUAUCAUUACAUUCAUUCACAAAAUCAUCGAAAUAACAUUGUCUCUUUUUCCGUCCAGUUUUAAUAAUGAGAAUAACCCGGUUUACGUUUCUAUAUAGUAUAAAUAAAUGGAAUGGCUGUAGAAUAAAUGUUAAAACUUUAUUCAAAAAUGAUAUGGAGCAAAACCUGAUUUUGAAAGUUAAUUUAAAUUGUCACCUCAUUUUCAUUAUGUUCUAUCUGACAUAAAUUUUGUCCUCAAGAUUCAAAUUUCAAUGCAACAAACUGUAUGGUAGAUAGAACAAUACAUUACUGGGAAUUAUGCAAGAUUGUGUGUUUGCAAACAUUCCACCAGGGGAGGUAUUUUAUUGUCUCAUUUUUCACAAAAAUGCAGAUAAAACAUAAGAAUGUAAAGAACACAACUUAUAUUUUCACUUUUUUUUCUUGUUCAUAUAUUUUGAAUUAUUUUAUUUACACUGCAGUUGUUUAAUAGACGUAUCAAUGGUCAUAAUUCAAAAAAAGAUAUUUUUUAACAAAAUAUGUAACAAACGAUUAUCAAGGUGACAUUUUAAAAUGCUGGGCUUUUCCCGGUAGUUUGAAUUCUUUUAUUAAUUUAUAUUUACAACAAUGUUACAAAGCGUUUUUAGAGACAUUUAUUUUUUGUUUUGUCUGUACAUAUUCUGGUGGAAAGAAAUGAAAAGCUAUUGUUUGUUGAAAAAGAUUUUUGAGAAUAUAUCCGUAUACAGAU